UUCUGUCAAACAUGGCUGUGCCUUGGAAGAAGGGAAAAUGCUGAAUUGUGUUGGUAUAUAUGUCGAGAAAAGCAGCAGAAAUGGCUAGAUUGGCUGACUAUUUUAUUGUCGUGGGAUACGAUCACGAGAAAUCCGCCGGUUCAGGAGAGGGAUGCGGAAAGAUCAUUCAGCGGUUCCCCAAGAAAGACUGGGAAGGAACAGCCUUUCCUCAGGGGGUGGAGAUGUUCUGCCAGCCUGGAGGUUGGAGGUUGUACAGAGAAAGGAAAGCACCCACCUUCUUCACUGUUGUGCUGACAGAUAUAGAUUCAGAUCGACACUACUGCUCCUGCCUCACUUUCUAUGAAGCUGAGGUUAAUCUACAGGGAUCAAAGAGUAUUGAAGCUGAUGGAGAUGAGGAUGAGGAGGCAGAGGAAGAUAGCCUGAUCCAGCCAGCUCAAGUGUUUGCACCAAAAAGUCUUAUUCUUGUCUCCAGACUGGAUUAUCUUGAAAUAUUCAGAGGAUGCUUGGGUCUGAUUUACACAGUGCACAUUGAUAGCCUGAGUUUCCCUUUAGAGGGUCUGGUGACCAACCUCUUUACAUUCCAGGUUCCUGUCACUGGAGGAUCUCAGAAGCUGUUUAGCCUGGGAGCAGGAGAUCGACAGCUAAUCCAAACACCUCUGAGCACAACUUUGCCUGUCACAUACAGGAGUGUUGCCAUGCUCUUCCAGCAGCUGGGAAUCCAAAAUGUUUUCAGCCUGUUUUGUGCGGUCCUGACAGAACACAAGGUUUUGUUUCACUCCACAAGCUACCAGAGGCUUGGAGAGGCGUGUCGGGCCCUCGAAGCUCUCAUGUUUCCUCUAAAGUACAGUUACCCAUACAUCCCUAUUCUACCUUCACGCCUGCUGGAGGUAUUGAGCUCUCCUACUCCCUUCAUCAUCGGAGUACACUCCAUGUUUCAGACUGAAAUCCAGGAUCUGUUGGAUGUCAUUAUUGCUGACCUGGAUGGAGGAACAAUAAAGAUCCCUGAGUGCAUCCACUUGUCCCAGCUCCCUGAACCGCUGUUACACCAAACACAGACCGCUCUUUCCUCGGUUUUGCAUCCUGAUUUGGAGAUAGCAGACAAUGCAUUCCCUCCCCCUCGUACUGCACCCUCCAACCUCAAAUUGUUGGACAAGGAGGUGAGGGCUGUCUUUCUCAGGUUGUUUGCACAACUCUUCCAGGGCUACAGGUCUUGCCUGCAGCUCAUCCGCAUCCACUCUGAACCUGUUAUUCACUUUCACAAGACUGCCUUCUUGGGCCAACGAGGCCUCAUCGAGAAUGAUUUCCUGACCAAGGUUUUGGACGGCAUGGCCUUCGCUGGUUUUGUCUCCGAGAGAGGUCCACCUUUCAGAGCCUGCGAUCUCUUUGAUGAGCUGGUGGCCUUGGACUUUGACAGCUUUAAGGAAGAGGAGGUCUGCCCUGCCAAGCUGCAGAAGCAUAUCAGGGAGCUCUCUGAGCAGCUGUACAGAAAUGAGAACCCGAACCCCCACAUGGCAUUCCAAAAAGUCCCUAAGCCAUCUGAGGGAUCCCACCUGCGUGUCCACCAGGUACCCUUUCCUUUGCUAGAAGAUGAGACGGUAGAGAAUAUGAUACAGGAGGGUGUAGCAAAACACAGCAGCACACCACCAUCUGCACGACCGGAGAAGAAGUGCGUGGUACCUGCCGGACCACCUGUCGUGUCCAUUAUGGGUAAGAGUACCUCCGUCUUUAACAGCGCUCGCAGGCUUGAGGUGGUGAGGAGCUGCAUUUCUUUCAUCUUUGACAACAAGACCUUGGAGACUGAGAAGACUCUGCCUGCUGCACUGCGGGCGCUGAAAGGCAGAGCAGCCCGUCAGUGUCUGACUGAGGAACUGAGUCUGCAUGUCCAACAGAACCGUGCCAUACUCGACCACCAGCAGUUUGACUACAUAGUUCGUAUGAUGAAUUGUGCCCUCCAGGACUGUUCAAGCUCUGAGGAGUACACAGUAGCUGCUGCACUGCUGCCCCUGUCAACAGCCUUUUACAGGAGACUGACUGCUGGAGUGAAUCAGUUUGCAUACACCUGCAUACAGGACCAUCCCAUCUGGACCAACCAGCAGUUCUGGGAAGCCACUUUCUACAGUGAAGUCCAAAGUCAGAUCCGAUCCCUUUAUCUUAGCACCCCAGAGGGACCUGGGGGCAUCACCACCAGGCUAAAGGAUGUGUGCCCCCUCCCUGAAGCGAGCAAAGAUGAGGAGCAGACAGCCAUGGAUCUGGCUGCGGAGCAGCUGCGCGCAUGGCCUAGCCUGAGCAAGGAGAUGCAACAGGAGUUGGUGAAGAAUGAGGAGAGCACUGUGUUCAGCCAGGCCAUCCACUAUGCAAGCCUCAUGGUCUACCUGCUCGUUCCUUUGGACACCAGCAAGAACAAGCUGCUGCGCACCACACCUGCUGCUGACUGGGAGAGCGGCAGUAACAGCAUUGUGACAAACAGCAUUGCUGGCAGUGUGGCAGAGAGCUUCGACACAGAAAGUGGGUUUGAGGACUCGGAGACCAGCGACGUGGCAAACUCUGUGGUCAGGUUUAUUGCCCGCUUCAUCGACAAGGUGUGUACAGAGAGCGGAGUGACUCAGGAACACAUCAAGAGCUUGCACAGCAUGAUCCCAGGCAUCGUAGCUAUGCAGAUGGAGGCUUUAGAGGCAGUUCACAGGGAGAGCAGAAGGUUACCUCCCAUUCAGAAGCCGAAGAUUCUGCGUCCAGCUCUGCUUCCUGGUGAGGAGCUGGUGUCGGAGGGGCUGCGGGUGCUGCUGGACCCUGACGGCAGGGAAGAGGCAACAGGGGGCCUCCUGGGGGGCCCUCACAUCUUGCCAGCAGAGGGGGCCCUCUUUCUCACCACAUACCGCAUCAUCUUCAAAGGCAUUCCCCAUGAUCCACUAGUGGGGGAGCAGGCAGUUAUCAGAGCUUUCCCAGUGUCCACGCUGACCAAAGAGAAGAAGAUAAGCAUCCAGAACCAGCUGCAGCAGAACAUGCAGGAAGGUCUGCAGCUCCGCUCCUCAUCCCUUCAGUUGAUAAAAGUAGCUUUUGACGAGGAGGUUAGCUCGGAGAUGGUGGAGAUAUUCAGGAAACACCUCCAAAGAAUUCGAUAUCCACAGUCCAUCUUCAGCUCCUUUGCAUUUGCUGCAGGACAGACGGCUCCUCAGUUAAUCCUUCCAAAGCAAAAAGAGAGAAAUACUGGCUUCAGAACACUGUCGAAAACUAUUGUCAAAGGAGCAAAAAGGGCAGGGAAGAUCACCAUGGGCCGCGGUAAUCAAACCACGCUGAAGAAAACUGACAGAAGCAACCGGUCAACCUGGCAUGAAGACGACGACAUUUCAAUAUCUGAUGAUGAGCCACCACCCAGCAGCACCUUGCGAGCAUCAGAGAAAUCCACCAUGGAGCAGCUGGUGGAGCAGUCGUGUUUCCGUGACUACCAGCGUCUCGGGCUGGGCACCAUCACCGCCAGUUCGUCUCGCUCCAAGUCAGGAGAGCAGUUCAGGAUCACAGCAGUAAACAGACUGUACUCCCUGUGCCGCAGCUAUCCAGGACUACUGGUUGUUCCUCAGGCUGUGCAAGACAGCAGUUUACACAAAGUAGCCCGCUGCUACAGACACAAUCGUCUCCCUGUUCUGUGUUGGAAACAUCCCCGGACCAAAGCCGUGCUGCUGCGCUCUGGAGGCUUCCAUGGCAAAAGUGUGGUGGGAUUGUUUAAGUCACAAAAUCCCACUUCAACGGCUCCUACGUCAUCCUCAGAUUCCUCCAGUAGCCUUGAACAGGAGAAGUACCUUCAAGCCAUCCUUGCGUCCAUCCCUAUCUACUUCAAAAUGAACGGGAACAACACCCUGUCCAACCGCUCUCUCAUAGGCCUCUCACCAGGCAGCGAAAGGAGGACAUCCAGGAUACCAAAGAUGGCUCCUGUCCAUUUAGACAUCCCAUUCUCAAACAGCUUUACCAGAGGAGUGCUUGAAUACAGAGAUAAACUAUUCACUCACUCACACCAAAAACCUGCCAGUAAGGAGAGAAUCCACAAUAAAGGCAUGUGGGCCAGCCUGCGCUCCAGCAGCAGACUCGUUCAGCACUCGCCAGUGGGUGAAGUGGGUGCCAGACUCGCGGGGAAGGAUCUGGCGCCCCCUGCAGGGAGCAGCAGUCUGCAGGCUCAGCUCCUCAAACGGCAGGCUGCCUUUUACAUAUUUGGAGAAAAGUCGCAUCUUAGGGGCCUGAGAGUGGACGCAUCUCUCAACUGUGAGCUGGUGCCCGUGGAGUUCACAGACACACGGCAGGUGAAAGCUGCAUUUAAAAAGUUGCUGAGGGCCUGUGCUCCAAGUGCCACUUCGUCCGAUUCGGAGGAUUCCUUCCUCAAAGCCUUGGAGGACUCUGAGUGGAUCCUGCAGCUUCACAAGAUCCUGCAGCUGGCAGUGUUUCUGGUGGAGCUUCUGGACACCGGCUCAUCUGUUCUGCUAAGCCUGGAGGAUGGCUGGGACAUUACCACACAAGUGGUGUCUCUCGUGCAGCUACUGAGUGAUCCUUUCUACCGGACUCUGGAAGGCUUUCAGGUGCUUGUGGAAAAGGAAUGGCUGUCGUUCAGCCAUAAAUUCAGCCAACGGAGCAACCUGAGUCCCAGCAGUCAGGGAAGUGGCUUUGCACCCAUUUUCAUGCAGUUCCUGGACUGUGUGCACCAGAUUCUGGAGCAACAUCCUCUGGAGUUUGAGUUUAAUCAGUAUUAUUUGAAGUUCCUGGCGUAUCAUCACGUCUCUAACCGCUUCAAGAACUUCCUGUUGGACUCAGACUAUGAGCGCUUCGAGCAUGGACUGCUGUUCGAGGAUAAAGGCGAUAAGCAGGCCCGGAGAGGUAUCUGUAUCUGGGAGUGCAUCAACAGGAUGCACCGGAGGAGUCCCAUCUUCUUCAACUAUCUGUACAGCCCGUCAGAGAGCAACGUGGUCCUGAAGCCGUCCGUCGGCAUCCCCAGCCUGAGCAGAUGGGACUUCUUCAUUGAAGAGAGUCUGUCAACUGGGCCGGUCUACGACUGGAGGAUGAUGGCUGUGAGGUCGGAGAGUUCGGAGGAGACGGACAGCGUCUCCAACAGCAAGAGGAGGAUUGUUUGGCCGUGUUACAGCAGCGUGACCAACGCCCAGCCGGACGCCAUUACCAAACUCCUCGCUGACAUCGAGAGGCUGGAGAGUGAGCUGAACCAGGCGCCGGAAAAAUGGCACACGACUCUUGAAAGGGUUCGGCUCAGUAUACAGGAAGAUCUCAAGCAGGAAGGAAAUCUGCGUAAGCAGUCGUUGUCCAUCUCAGGCCUGAUUCCCACGUCCAGCCUGCAGGCCUUCCAGCGGCGCUCUAUGAUGCACCUGCCAGACGGCGGACUGGGCGAAGACCACGGCACCGCCACGGCCAACGGGCUCAACCGCCGCGCCGCAACGCUUUACAACCAGUUCACCCCCAAGAGUGAGGAGAACAGGUCUUACGAGGGGAUCCUGUACAAACGUGGAGCUCUGCUGAAGGGCUGGAAACCUCGCUGGUUUGUGUUGGACAUCACCAAACACCAGCUGAGAUACUACGACACCGGCGAGGACACCAACUGCAGAGGCCACAUCGACCUGGCCGAGGUGGAGUCAGUGCUGAUCGCAGCGCCGACAAUAGGAUCCCCCAAACACAUCAGUGAGAAGGCUUUCUUCGAUCUGAAAACCAGCAAACGAGUGUACAACUUCUGCGCGUCGGACGCCGCCAGCGCUCACGUGUGGAUCGACAAGAUCCAGAACUGCAUCUCGGAUGCUUGAACGGCCGCGGUUGAGCGGCGUACGGCGUCAGAGGCAGCUUCAGGGGGCUGAGGGCAGAACCGUGGCAGCAGCUCAGUCCAGCAUCCACAUCUCUUCACCUUCGGGGACCACAGUGAACCAAGUGCCUGGUGGCGGAGGACGGAUUCUGUCCGUCCUCCUCUCCGCCUGCUAUUGAGCGUCCGCUCGAGCUGUCGUCACGCCGCAAGUCGACCACCCCCGGCCUCAGCCGUCAGAUCGCUCUGAGAGGGAUGAAGUGAAGAUAAGCUGAAGUUUUAGGGGGACUGCACUAUAAAUGUCAUCCUACUUAAACUGUAAAUAGAUCCAAGCAAUAUCACUGGCCAUUAAAAACUGUGGGUUCAAUUUUUGACUUUAGGCAACGAAAGAUAUAGAAAAAUAGCUUGACAAAAGAUUUUCUAUCAGAUAUUUUACUACGAGGAAAGGUUAUCGCUGCUGACAGAAACAAAUAAACCGCCAAAAACUCAGAGAUUUUGAUGCACAACAUUAAAAAGCGAUUUGUUUGCACUUAGAGCUAACGUAUGCACUCCUAUCAAACAAAGAUAGUCUAACAUGCAGACAGCCAGGCCUAAGGCAUUACUUUACAAUAUACAUGAGAUAUCGCCUCAUGAAAAGAAUAAAAGUAAAUAAUUUGCACAGUGACUUCAAAAGACUUUUUUUUCUAUUUAAAUAUGUGACAUUUUCACUAUUUUGCUGAAUGUUUAUUGACUUCUGCUUAACACAUGUGACUCAUGUAAAUUAUUGUUUGUUGGUUUUUUAUUAAAAGUGUAACAGUGCAAGUGUGGUGAUAUCAUGUUUUCUGUAAAUACCUUUUGUGACAUUUCAUUUUAUAUCCUGUACUUGCAGAACAUGAGUAUACUUUUGUAACACUACCCUAAUGUGACUCCUCUCGUUUUUAAGUGUUGUUACUGGUGCAAAACCCCGAGUGGCCUGUUGCCUGUGUGUGGUGAAUGGUCGUGGUCGUUCAGGUCCUCCACGCGGGCCCCGUCCUUCAAGGGCUCAUAAAGAAAAUACCUAGUAGGAUCCGUGGAAAUUAUCGUCUCAUCUUUUCUCUCCGUGUGCGGCCUACACAGCUUUGUUAGAGAAAGAAGAAAAAAAAAAAAAAAAAAAAAGCACAGAACAACUCAGAUGUCUUUUCGUUUUUUUAACAGUGUCUUUGUACCAUGUUUUUUUUUUCUGGUGACACUAAGUUUUUGAA
This is a messenger RNA of Cololabis saira (Pacific saury), 6999 nucleotides long. It is a transcript of the gene sbf2, whose product is annotated as SET binding factor 2. The record is from RefSeq and is a predicted model, not a curated record. The coding region runs from base 60 to 5786 and encodes 1908 amino acids. Lineage: Eukaryota; Metazoa; Chordata; Actinopteri; Beloniformes; Belonidae. The transcript is spliced from 42 exons.